AUGGCUUCUCAUGUCUUCAUGUUUCAUCGGACUGUCAGUUCGAUGCUGUUUCUUGUAAUCACGGCGUUGGUAAUCACAACCUCCUCCGGUAGGAGAGAGAUUUCAGAACUACAAGAAGUUGAGAUUCAAAGACACUUGAAACGAAUCAAUAAGCCUGCUGUCAAAUCCAUCAAGAGUUUAGAUGGAGAUAUAUUUGAUUGUGUUAACAUCACCAACCAACUCGCGUUUGAUCAUCCUUUACUAAAGAACCACACUAUUCAGAUGAGACCGAGUUUUAUCCCAAAAGAUCUUUUUAGAAACGAUAAAAAACAAUCGGGGCUCAUAAGUACUCAGUUAUGGCAAAGGAGUGGAAAAUGCCCAGAAAACACCGUACCAAUAAGAAGAACAACAAGGAAAGAUCUCUUACGGUGGGGUUCCAUCGGAAGUUACGGGAAAAAAGAUCCAAAUGCCAUCCGUAACUAUGGAUCUCACCCAGCUGCAAAUUUUGAUCCCACUAUACAUGAGUAUGCCAUAAUUCGAGGGAGAGGAGGAAUAUAUAACGGAAUAGAAGCUGCAAUCAACGUGUGGAAACCACAUGUUCAAGAAUGGAAUGAGUUUAGUUUGGCCCAGAUGUGGAUUGUGGGCGGUAUUGAUGCUCCGGAUCUUAAUUCCCUCGAAGCUGGUUGGCAGGCUGAUCGUUACAAAACAGGCUGCUACAACCACCUGUGUUCCGGCUUUGUCCAAACCAACCAAGGGAUCGGUAUUGGUGCUACCUUUGACCGAGUUUCAACCUACGAUGGCGAACAAUUUAAGGUCACACUACUUAUAAUGAAGGAUCCCCAGAGUGGAGAUUGGUGGCUCAUUGUGAAUGAUGUGAGUGUCGGGUAUUGGCCGAAAUCAAUCUUGUCGCAUCUAAAGGGCUCUGCAUCGGCCGUCGAUUGGGGAGGCGAGAUCUUGAAUUUUAAAGUAGGCGGCCGACACACGAACACCGACAUGGGAAGCGGCCACUUCGCGGAGGAAGGGUUCAAGAAGUCGUGCAGCAUGGACCACAUUUUCAUAGUCGACGAGCAUCACGUCAAGAGGGAUGCCGAGAACGUUAAAGUCGACAUGGAUAAUGCGAAAUGUUACAAUUUAGCUCAUGGGAGUAACGAUCCUAACUGGAGAACUUACAUCUACUUUGGCGGACCAGGUCAAAACCCUGGCUGUCCGUGA
Messenger RNA from Tarenaya hassleriana, 1191 nucleotides. RefSeq lists its product as uncharacterized. The coding region runs from base 1 to 1191 and encodes 396 amino acids. The record is from RefSeq and is a predicted model, not a curated record. The transcript is spliced from 6 exons. Lineage: Eukaryota; Viridiplantae; Streptophyta; Magnoliopsida; Brassicales; Cleomaceae.